Messenger RNA from Plasmopara halstedii, 1530 nucleotides. RefSeq lists its product as hypothetical. Lineage: Eukaryota; Oomycota; Peronosporomycetes; Peronosporales; Peronosporaceae. Bases 1 to 1530 code for a protein of 509 amino acids. The transcript has a single exon. The record is from RefSeq and is a predicted model, not a curated record.
AUGUGGCGUCUCUUUGGUUUACACUGUGUGCUAAAUGCGCUCAUCACUGAUGUUACUAGUGCCGUGAUGGAUUUAGAACAAGUUGAUGACAGCUCUGGUAAUGUGUCAGGCUCAAUUGGUACUACUACAGACACCUCGUCGUCCACUCCAUCUAGUGAUUCGAAUGAUGAUUGGCAUAUGAAACCUGUUGUUUCAAUACAGGCCCGUGUACAAGGUGAUGCACCUGUUUGGAACAAAAAGGCUCAGAUGUGGGUCUCAAAGUUUGGAGAUACGACCGAGGCUGCCUACAUGAACAAUUUAGACUCAGUUAACACUGCUUCUGUAGAGGGAGCACUUAUGUUCGUACAGGCGGAAGGGAUUAAUGUGAAAGAACAGUCAGUCAAGUGUGAACGUAAGAACAAAAUGCAGUACAUCGUCUUCUAUGAGCUGACGAUAGUACAGCCGACGUACGGAAUCAAAUACUAUGAAAGCCAUACAACCCCAGAGUACGGUGAAUUUGUAGCUAUGGAUGGCGGCAAAUGCACAGAUGAAGGAUCCGAUUUGUCCAAAAACUGUAAGGUUUAUUACGGUCUGGACGGAGAAUUGAACAUUGGUCCAAUGGUAGGUAGCAAUUUGCAGGCAUCAGAGCCGCGUGCUCCAUACCCAGGUAAUUAUUGGUUUUCGUACCCCGGUUCGUGCGCGCAGAAGUUACGUGCCGAAAAGACGACAAAAUGUCGAGCAAAGUAUUCAGGUGGACUCUGUGCAAUUGGAGACCAACCUGACGGCGAAAAGUGCACAUUUAGCUACAAGAUUCUUGGCUAUCUAAACAUUGACGACCUGGUAGGUAUCACCAAGAUGGGUUACAGAAGCUACACCGAGUUUUGCGAGGACGGUGGUAUCGAAUUUAAAGCCACAAACAACGGCAGUGGUUUUGAGGUGGAAGAAUCGAUUGAUUUCUGGAAAAACCCUUGCGACGAGGAAGCAAACGCGGCGCGAACAGCUAAAAUGGUUAAAAUGUACAAUAAGAUGGUUAAUGGUGGCACUGUCGACAACAUGUUACCUCUUCCAUCUAUUGACUCGCUCACGUCCGCUAAUCCGAAGUGUGAAGAGAAUAGUGCUCAGUGUGCUAACGCUCCGAACGGGUGUACCCGUAUUCUAUACUCCCAGGUAUGUUCGGUGUGUUCGCCGAGCGAUAAUUGUGACAUCUCUUCCCAAACAAGUUUUUCAUUCCCUGACUUGAAACUUCCCACUGACAAGUCAAAGAAAAAAUCAUCACGCGACGUGAAAGGUGAUGGAACCAUGAGCAAAAAUAUGAACUUUGAGAGGGCAACAGCGCUCUCAAGAGACAACAACCACAACGAAAGCGAGAGCAUGGCCGGCAUCCAUUCUGCUCGUUAUUCCGAUAAUUAUAUUGGCGAGUUUUCUGAAAGUCAUACCGAUAACAAGCCUGGCUAUAGGACUGAAACUGAGCUUCGCAGUAGUAGCGCCUCGAUUAUUAAGAAUUCUAUUGUCGGAGCCUUUAUAGUGCUUGUGGCAAGCUGCCUAUUGUAA